AUGGAAGAAUUACUUGCGAAACACCGCAAGGAAAAGCGAGAUCUCCAAUCACAAAUCACGCAGAAAAAGAAGAAUGCGACCAAGAAAACCAGAAAGGGCGUCAAUGAUGAAUGUGAGAGACUCGAGCGGGUACUGGCUGAAAAGCAGCAGGCCGAGAUUCAAGAGUUACAACCCCAAGGUACCAAUGAGCUACAGGAGGCCCUAGAGGAUCUCAACGUCAAUGAACCUGUGGGAGAAGAAGUCAACGGCGUACCAGAAGCCACAUCAGAGCCACCUAAACAAGCCAACAUCGCGGAUUCAUCGCCCGCGGACCAGUCCCGACCUCGAAAGCCAAAUCGGCAAAAGGCGAGGCUGGCACGUCGAGCAGCCGAACAGGAGGCACAAGCAGCGGCCGCAGCUCUCGAGGCAGAGAGCCUCCCCGACCUCCGGGAGCGGGAACUCGCCGACAUGAAGCAACAGAUGACCAAAUUAGGCCUUUCAGAAACCCUCAUCCGACCCGACGGUCAUUGUCUCUUUUCCGCCUGCGCACACAGCAUGCCUGCCGACGUACUCGCAGCAAAACCAGACAGGAAUGUCAAGCAGCCAUAUGAGAAAGUUAGAUACGCUGCUGCGGAGUUUAUGGCCAGCCACCCCGAGGAUUUUGAGGCCUUCAUGGAGGAGCCCUUGAAUGUACAUGUGAAAAAGAUCAGAGAUACGGCGGAAUGGGGUGGGGAGUUGGAGUUGCAGGCUAUUGCGCGAUCUUUCAAUGUCGAAAUCAACGUGCUCCAAGCGAGCGGCCGAGUGGAAAAAAUUUCCUCCCAAGGCAGCUCAAACGACACCAUUUGGCUGGCAUAUUAUCGACACAGUUUUGGGCUUGGUGAGCAUUACAAUGCGUUGAAGAAAGUGGACCACAGCUGA
This is a messenger RNA of Fonsecaea monophora, 897 nucleotides long. RefSeq lists its product as hypothetical. Bases 1 to 897 code for a protein of 298 amino acids. The record is from RefSeq and is a predicted model, not a curated record. Gene Ontology annotation, molecular function: cysteine-type deubiquitinase activity. Gene Ontology annotation, biological process: protein deubiquitination. The transcript has a single exon. Lineage: Eukaryota; Fungi; Ascomycota; Eurotiomycetes; Chaetothyriales; Herpotrichiellaceae.